AUGGACAGCUCCGAGGCAUCGUUGCUGUCGUUGGACCACCCGGGCCGCAUGCUGAGAGCAGUUGCUUGCAGCAAGCUUGGACCUGGGAGGAAGUUCAAGGCAGUGCAGGACUGGCUGCGAUCGAUUCUUUCCUUCGCGUGUUGGUAUUCUCCCUGCGUUCUGUUGCCGCGUGCUCAGUGCACUGCAGGCCCAGAUGUAGAGCCUGGAGCUCCGAAUCUUUCCGUGUCUGAGGAACGUUCACCACUGCUGGCAGAGAUGAUCUUGGACGUCUUGCCACAGGUUCGCUCUUCGGGUGCUCGCGUGGCAUGUGUUGCUACAAUGCACGAUGAUGCAUCGGUGCAUCGGAUGCUCUGGACGUGGCCAGCCUUGGAGCACAAGGUCCUGAUUCGGCAGCCCCAGCUGAAGGAGCGGCCCGAGAUUCUGCAGGCCCUCUGCCACCACAAGGUUGCAGAUGGAUGGGAGGUCUCCCCGGCUUUGCUUUCCGAAGGGGCAAUGGACGACUGGGCUGGACGCAUUGACGGCUUCAGCGUUGCAGAUCUCGCCAGCGUGGUGGAGCGGGCUUGUGUCGAGGCCACAGUCGAUGCCAGUGCUGGCAGGCUUCGAGGAGGAGACUCACGCUUGCCCGAGUGGGGCGACCGCCAGCGCAUGUCCAUGCAGCAUCUCGCCAAAGCUUGCGAGGACUUUGUGCCAGCUGCCAUGGCUGACCAGAGCUUCUUCACAUCGGACACAGGCCUGAAGGACAUUGGAGGUCUGACCGAUGUGAAGCAGGAACUGAUGGACAUGCUUACCAUGCCCACAAGGUAUGCCGUUCUUCUGGACCGCGCCCCUGUUCGAACGAGAAAGGGCCUGAUGCUGGUGGGCCCUCCCGGUUGUGGCAAGACGAUGCUGAUUCAGGCAGCUGCCUCCGAAACCAAGGGCCUUCUGAGGUUCUUGUCAGUGAAGGGUCCCGAGCUUCUCUCCAAGUAUAUUGGAGAGUCAGAGGCCGGUGUACGGAAGGUGUUCGAGCGGGCUGCAGCAGCAGCUCCGGCCGUGAUUUUCUUUGAUGAAAUAGAGGCGUUGGCGCCAAAGCGGGGAGCUGACUCGACGGGGGUGACCGAUCGAGUUGUCAACCAGAUGCUUUGCUACUUGGAUGGGGUAGAGGACCGAGGCCGCGUCUUCGUCGCCAGACGCUUUGCAGAAUGCAAACGUAUUGCAGAGGAGGAAGUUGCGUCCCAUGAUGUGGAGAAGCAAGCUGUGACGCGGACGCCUUCGGCACAAGAACGGCGAGCGCUCCGCCGCAGAUCUGGGCGCGUAGCCCAAGUUGCAAAGCGGCAGGCCCAGAUUCAGAAGGUCUGCGACGAUUGUGGCCGGUCUCUGUUGGAGAUGCCAGCGCCACCAGACAUCAACUUGUCACGGCGUGAUUGGAACAUACAGUUCGGGGCCUGGAAGCAGCGCCAGCGUCGACUUUCCCUCGGCAAGGGCUCAAGCAAAGGCCAGAAGGGAAAGCAUGGCAAGAAGGGCAAGAAAAGCAGAAAUGGACAAAGCAAGUAA
Messenger RNA from Symbiodinium sp. CCMP2456, 1530 nucleotides. The record is from the annotation of a GenBank genome assembly. NCBI's taxonomy places the organism in Eukaryota, Dinophyceae, Suessiales, Symbiodiniaceae.